Leguminivora glycinivorella is the source of this 1788-nucleotide messenger RNA. RefSeq names its product cytochrome P450 6B5-like. The coding region runs from base 37 to 1569 and encodes 510 amino acids. The transcript is spliced from 2 exons. The record is from RefSeq and is a predicted model, not a curated record. Gene Ontology annotation, molecular function: heme binding; oxidoreductase activity, acting on paired donors, with incorporation or reduction of molecular oxygen; iron ion binding. Lineage: Eukaryota; Metazoa; Arthropoda; Insecta; Lepidoptera; Tortricidae.
UCGUAGUAGGCAUAAGGUCCCUGGAUCUUGAGCAGCAUGGUUCUCCUGACGAUAGCCGUUCUCGCAGCUGCAAUCGCACUGUAUUACCACUUCACAGUCAUUUAUAAUUACUGGAGAGACCAACAUGUUCCUGGACCCAGACCUAUACCGAUUUUCGGGAACACUUUUAAAUUUUGUUUGGGUUCAACAUCACUGGGAGUUAUAUUGAAAGAAUUAUACGACGACUAUAAGACAGAAAAAGUGGUUGGAUUGUACAGAAUGAGAACACCGUGUCUUUUGAUACGCGACCUGGAUACUGUGAAACAUGUUUUGAUAAAGGAUUUUCAUGUGUUUUUGGACCGUGGCGUCACAUUUAGCAGGAAAGGAUUGGGGACAAACCUGUUCCAUGCCGACGGAGAAACUUGGCGAGCGCUCAGGCAUCGAUUCUCGCCCAUGUUCAGUAAUCAGAAACUCAAGAAAAUGAUGUACUUGCUCAAAGAUCGAGCUGAUUUAUUUAUAGAAUAUGUGAGUGAGGUGAUAGCCGUAUCACCCGAGCAAGAUGUGCACGCACUGAUGAAGAAGUACACGAUGUCAACGAUUUGGGCGUGCGCAUUUGGAUUCGAUGUUGACACCUUUCGUGAAGAAAUACACGCAAGUUUGAAGAAGAUCGAUCAGGCUAUAUUCAACCGACAUUUAAUAAUCGAGUUUGAGAUGAUGUACCCUGGUCUACCUAAAAAACUCAAAAUGGACCUGUUUCCCGGGUUUAUGCAAGAUUUCUUUAAAAAUCUCGUUGAAAAAGUAUCCACUGAAAGAAAAGGUGUGCCAUCGACUAGAAACGACUUUAUGGAUAUGCUUUUACAAAUUAAGAAUAACGAAGACAUUGAAAAUUCUAAAAAGUUAGAUGAUGAAGAAGCCGAUGCUUUUGAAAUAACGACUAGAGUUAUAGAAGCUCAGGUAUUUGCGUUUUAUGUAGCUGGUUACGAAACAUCUGUCUCCACUAUGGGAUUCAUGUUAUACCAACUGGCUUUGAACCCUGGAAUACAGGAGAGAUUAAGAAAGGAAGUAGACGAGUAUCUUCAGCGAAACGGCGGCCGAAUAAAAAUUGACACUUUAAAGGAAUUGACAUAUAUGGAGCAAGUUUUUAACGAGACCCUUCGGAUGUAUCCUAUCGUGGAACAUUUACGGCGAAAAGCACAAGCCGACUAUGAGUGUCCGGGGACAAAUGUGAAAGUUUCUAAGGGACAACUAGUGCUGAUAUCUGUGUGGGGGAUUCACCACGAUAAGUUGCACUACCCGGUGCCGGAAAAGUUUAACCCAGAAAACUUUUCCCCGGAGAACAUCGCCAGUCGGCAUCCCUGCGCGUAUCUUCCGUUCGGUGUAGGACCCCGACAUUGUAUUGCUACAAGAUUUGCGCUGAUCCAGACACGAAUAUGCAUCAUCCGGCUACUCUCCAGAUUCAGACUCGAAGCGAGCAAGAACACCAUCCGAAGUUUCUCCUACGACCCACUUCGGAUACCCUUGACUCCUGCAGAGCCAAUCUACGUGAACAUCUUCCCGAGGAAAGACGCGAGGUCUAAUACCAUAAAUUAAAUAUAAGGAAAUUAUACCAUACAUUAAAAUGCGACCGCCUAAGGACGCGCACAAACUAGAUGGAGCCACUAAAAAUGCCGUUGCCGUCGAAUAUGGGUGCGCCAAAGUUCAUAUAAAAUUGGUAUAUAGAUUAUUGGUAGUCCGAAAAUGUUUCUCAUACAAUUUUACAUUAUAACGAUCAUUAUUUGUAACAAUUUUAUGUUAAUAACUAUCGUAACU